AAAGCCUUCCUUUAUCACACAAGACAGUAUGUACACUGCUUUGCAGUAGCUGGCCACGUGUAGGUUGAAGGUAGUUCGGUGGCGUAAAAUUCGAAUUCUCAAGCUAAAUAAAAGGGAGUACGAAGUCGCGAAUUGAAAAUCAACAUAUUCCUUGACAUAUUACAACUGGAACUGUCUCUGGUUGAGGAAGUUACUACAGAAGACCAGUCGAGAUAAUAUACAUUUUUUAAGAUUCUUCCAAAGGUUAUUUUGAUACCAAACGUAUUGUAAAUACUAGUAAUCACAAACAGAUGGGAACUCCAGGAGAUACAGUCACAUAUAGUCCAUCAGCUGCACAACAUAAUCUUGCUAUGGUCAAUUAUUGCCGUGUAUCGAUUGCAGCACUUUCUGGAUGUACAGCCGGGAUAUUAGGUUUAACAGGACUAGUUGGAUUCAUGUUUUACUUCAUGGCAAAUGGUUUUUUAUCAUUGUUAUUGCUACAAAAGACUGGAAAAUCUUGGAAUAAAUAUUUUAUUCAACGAUCAUGUUUAACUUAUGGAGGAGUAUUUGGAGAGUUGACAACGUAUAUUUUAUUUUGGACUUUUAUUUAUGGAAUGGUUCAUGUUUAUUAAUCUUAAUAUAACUAUAUUUUAACUUA
Molecule: messenger RNA, 637 nt
Organism: Trichobilharzia szidati
Lineage: Eukaryota; Metazoa; Platyhelminthes; Trematoda; Strigeidida; Schistosomatidae
Source: the annotation of a GenBank genome assembly